AUGCCCCUUGCGCGCGCCGCCUACGAGGGCCCGUCGCACCCCGACGCAGGCCACAGCAUUCCCGACGUCUCUGACAACGGUACUCGAGUCACCAUUCUCCAUCCUGGCUAUGGCAAGAAGAACAACAUCCUUAUGAAGCUCCUUGCUCUGGACGAUCCCCAACAUGGCCUCGAAUAUCAUACUGCGCAUGUCGCGUGCGCCAUUGUGGCGAACAAUCGGUGGGACGGCUUCUUUGCGCGCGACCGGGAGGGCUGCGAGCGCGUGGAUCGCCCUGAAGACGGGAUACUGCGGGAGGCGGAAUACUUUUUUCACAUUCCGGGUUAUCCGGGCGGCUGUGCAGAGGAAGGCCAGUCUGGCCAGCUGGUUCAAGAGCCUCGCGAGCUGCUUCAGUCGAGCACCAUCGCCACCUUGCGGGUUCGCGAUUUCAAUUGUCGCGUCACCGGAUACAUCGAAGGAACUCAGUAUGCGCACCUAGUUCCCAAGGACGAGGAAGCCUGGUGGAACAGCAACGGCAUGGGGAACUACACUGAUGCCAUCCGAGGGAACGCCAAAGAAAUCAAUUCGCCGCAAAACGGUAUGCUCUUACGGGCCGAUAUCCACAAGCUGUUCGACGAUCGACGCUUUGUGAUUGCGCCCAAGGAGGGCAAAUGGCUCGCUCACGUCAUCCAAGGCGAAACGCCGGAACUCACACAGCUGUACCAUAACAUCACCUUACGCCCGCUGGCCGGUGUCUGUGUUGAAUACGUUUUUGCGCGCUUCGCUUGGGGCAUUUUCACUCUCAUCAACAAGUUCGUCAACCAAGGCACGACUCGCGCUUACGCCAUUCGCGUGAAUAAUUCCACAACGGUCAGGUCAAUGUCCCAGAAGGACUGGGAGACGCACAGGGACCUGAUCAAGCCUCCUAGAAGCCUUAGCCCUGGAAAGCGCUCGCUGAAGCGAAAUCAUGGUGAAAUCACUGAAUCCGAAUAUUCUGAGGACCAUCUCUCUGAGGACGAACUCUCUGAUGACCUUGAAGAUGAGAGACUUUCCGACGAGGAUCUCUCGGACGACUGCGAAGCCGACGAGCUGGGCACCCGUGGCCGACCGAGGAAGCGCAGUUUCGACUCCCGCAGCUUUGAAUCCCUCACCCACAUCUCCACAUCUUUGCAACAGACCAGCCAGGAGAUGCCAAUGACGCCGUCCCUCACGGAUACGGAGGGUGCACCAGCGCUUACAUCACUCCAUAUGGAUGCGAAGCUUUCAAACAUCGACGGUCCCGAUGAUGAUGCCGAGAUGGUGUCGCGCAAGAGGAGAAGGCUAGUGAUUGAACGAGAUGUGGGGUAA
Messenger RNA from Trematosphaeria pertusa, 1323 nucleotides. RefSeq lists its product as uncharacterized. The coding region runs from base 1 to 1323 and encodes 440 amino acids. The transcript has 2 exons. The record is from RefSeq and is a predicted model, not a curated record. Lineage: Eukaryota; Fungi; Ascomycota; Dothideomycetes; Pleosporales; Trematosphaeriaceae.